UUGAAAAGUUGUUUUCUCCAACAGCAAAACAGAAGGUGCAAAAAUUGAUUGCAGUGGAGAAAAUUUUUACUUUUUGGAUGUUUUAGGAGAAAAUCAGUUUAUAAUCGUGUCUAAAAUAGAUGUCCCGUGGUCGGAAGUGUCGAGAGUAAGUGUUUUUGUUAGAAUGAAGCUGGAAUUAGCUCGUGAAAAGGCCGUAACAAGUUUGUCCUGAAAACUGGGAGGGGAUCGCAAAAACAAGUGAGUGAAAGAAAGGAAAAUCUCGGCGAUCGAUUCCAGCAGCUGGCAGGAUAAAUCGAAGGCGGUGGCAUCAUCAUCGCCGUUUGUCGUCAUUUAGCUCGCUAGUCGAGCGAAUCGAUUUUAGCGCAGAAAUUAUUAUUGCAUCAAAAUUACACAACUAAACGAAGCACAAAUUGCCAUCAUACACACGAAACAAUGGAGGUUUUCCAAACCGAGACUUACUACAUCUUUGUGCGCAAGGAGAAAAGCUUGUGGUGGAACCGAACGACGUCGGAAUUCCAGAUCAAAUGCGGCUGGGAUCUCUCAUCGGUGGACGACAUCGAGUGCAUCGGGAUAACGCACGGAAUCGUCGGUACGAUUGCACUGCAGGGCGUUCUCGAGCCCCAUCUUAUUAUCAUCAAAGAGGCUAUUCCGGUGGGCGUUUUGUACGCGCCCCAUUUGGUAUACAAGAUCAAGAGCAUUUGCAUUCUCGGCCCGGAUGAGCCUGAUACCGUAAUACUUCCCUGUUCAAAGCACAAUACUACGACUACCGUAAAAACAAUUCCCAGCAUUGGAUCCGCUUCCGCUCAGGCGGGUUCGCCAGGGACAUCUUCUGGCCAAAGCACAUCGUCUCCCCGAAGCCGGCUGUUUGAGAGUUCGGCACUGGUCAACAAGACCUGGGGAGCGGUCAAGAGUGCGGGCAGCACAAUCAAGAACACCACGGAAAAGGCGGCCGCGAUCGCUUCCAACCAGGUCAAAACCACCGUCGGAAUGGUCGUGAAGGAUCCGGUCCGGGUGGAGAAACGCGUCAUGGAAGAGUUACAUCGAAUUUUUGACGAAAGUGAUAGCUUUUACUAUAGCUUAGACUGUGAUAUUACCAACAAUCUCCAGCGUCUCGGGGAGGCCCCGGACGAUCGGUUCUACUGGAACCGGAACAUGGUGAAGGAUAUUGCCAAGCUCAACGACGAAAAGUGGGUGCUGCCGGUUAUUCAAGGCUUCGUCCAGGUCGAACAGUGCGUAAUAGGCGAAUGCUUCACGUUGGCACUGGUUUCGCGCAGGUCGCGCUUCCGUGCCGGAACCCGGUACAAGCGCCGUGGCGUCGACGAGGACGGCUACUGUGCCAACUAUGUCGAAACGGAGCAGGUUCUCUCGCUUCGACAGCAUCAGAUCUCGUUCACGCAGGUGCGUGGCUCGGUUCCGAUCUACUGGAGCCAGCCUGGAUACAAGUACAGACCUCCGCCGAGGUUGGACCGGGAUGAGAACGAAACUCAUUUGGCUUUUGAGAAGCACUUUAAUCGUGAAAUUGAAACUUAUCACUCGGUUUGUAUUAUAAAUUUGGUGGAGCAAGGUGGCAAGGAGAAAAUUAUCGGCGAUACUUAUGCCAGCCACGUUGUGCGAUACAACUCGGACAAGCUAACCUACGUAACGUUCGAUUUCCACGAAUAUUGCCGUGGCAUGCGUUUUGAAAACGUGUCGUCGCUUAUCGAAGCAUUAGCCCCUGAGGCCGGUUCGAUGGGUUUCCAUUGGCGGGAUAACAACGGUCCCAUUUGCAACCAAAAGGCGGUGUUUCGCGUAAACUGUAUGGACUGUCUGGACCGUACAAAUGUGGUCCAAACUGCAAUAGGGAAGGCCGUCCUGGAAUCGCAGCUGGUUAAGCUUGGGUUGGCGCCGCCGUACUCGCAGCUGCCGGAGCAGUUGAAGGUUCCGUUUAUGAUCGUUUGGGCCAACAACGGGGACGUUAUUAGCAGGCAGUACGCGGGGACUAAUGCACUGAAGGGCGAUUACACACGAACCGGUGAGAGGAAAAUCAGUGGAAUCAUGAAGGACGGCAUGAACUCUGCGAACCGCUACUUUAUCCAACACUUUGCCGACUCGUUCCGCCAGAGCUGUAUAGACCUGAUGCUCGGCAAUUUGUCCCCAUUCGAGCCAAUAAUGGAGGACGACGUGUGCGAAGCGCUGGUGGGUGUAGCAGCGACCGCGUUGGUUCCGGCCCGGGUCCCCCUGGGGUACUAUAACCAUGGUCUCAUGGGCGCGGAACACGUUCUGCUGGAAGAACUCCUCUGUAGUACCAGUUACUAUCUGGCCCGGUUCAAAGACACCUACCGGCAGGCCACGAUCGACAUGAUGUUGGGGAAUUCCGUAUCGGCGGAAUCGGUAAAUGCGCUAGGAGGACAGGCCGGAGCGGUUGACGAAACGGAUGCUUUGGAGGGAGCUGAACAUGCCCGACUGCUGGUCGAGGACUGCCGGCGUUUGUUGUUAGGCACGGCCGAAUUGCCGGUCGGUGCCUGGGGCCUCAUCGAUGCUGAUCCGAGCACCGGCGACCCGAACGAAACGGAGGUGGAUACCAUUCUGAUCCUAUCGGACGAUUCGUAUAUCGUGGCGGAGUACGACUCGCAUCUAGAUAAGAUUGUCCGCUUCGAGAACGUGUCGUUGGACAACAUUACGCUGAUCGAGCUGGGACUGUUUCAGCACAGCAAAAUGUUCCAGGGACCGGCACCGGCUUAUCUCUGCAUACGGCUCAACUACACCGUGGACGGAGUGGAUGGAUACUUUCACAUGUUUCGAUCACCCAAUAUCCGGUUUUUCAACAACGUUGCUGUGGUGAUCAGGAAGACGGAGGAAAUUACCGAAUCGUUGGCGGCGAUCGUGGAUCUGUUUCGGAUUGCGUUGGAAAGUCGGGGACGGAGCAACGUUCCGUUGCUUUGUGGAGGAAGCCUGCAGCGUCGGAAGAGUCGCACUUUGCUCUCGGUUCCGCAGGGUAUCCCGAGGAAUCUCUCCGAGUCGCAGUUGGUUCAGAUCGGGUCUAAGGCACUAAGUAACGUGGCAGGACAGUUCUCCAAGAUUGGACAGAGUUUGAAUCCGGCAAAGAUUGGUCGUGGAACUGCCGGGAAGAAGGAGAAGGAUGCAACGGCCGUCCCAAGUGUAAGCACGGCUGCGGUCUCCGAUGGAAUCGGUCACGGUAAAUUCACCGUUGGAUCGCGCAGUUCUAGCCUGCAAAAGGCCGAAGGUUCAAGCUCAGAAUCUGAGGAAGCCGAACCGGGAAUGUACGAUCCGGCAGAUUUGGUGCAGGAGAAUCCACUGUACAACGAAAAUGUUUUCCUACCGUCAGUGGGCAUCGUCAUGGGUGGUUCCGGGAACAGUGGAACCGACGGCAGCUCGACAUCUAUGCUUGUUGAAAGGGACAGUUUUGCGAAAAUGUCUUCAGACGUUUCGACAAUGUCCAUUUCGUCGGUCACGGAUCACAUUAAUAUGCCAGCCGGAAUGCUCGAGUGCGCUUCGCCAAUCCGUGGCCGCAGCCCAACUCCGGAGAUACGGGUUGAUCAGAGCACCGCAGAGGUUAUGGACAAACCGAUAUCGGAUGGGAAAGCUGGAAGGGAUCUGUCAUUGAACUUGACUGGAAAUCAAGGCGAUAACGCUCUGAAACAGCUAAAGAGACUCACAAGUCCUCUUUCAAACAUUGGCAAAGGGUUGCAAAGCUUGGGUGCUAAUCUCGACCCCCGUAAAAUGGCAGUAAAGACUCCAGUACUUCCGGCGCGUAGUAUGGAAACACCAACGGCGGAAAUUAAGCGGCUAGAGGAGAAGUGGGACAACGCCAAAUGUCGCAGCAAGCUUAUCGCGUUGUAAGCGAGCCUAAGAUCCGGCUUUUAAUUGUUAAAAACACAAAUACACACACACAGGUAUUAUAUGCUAUGCGCGUACGUUACAACCCCAGCAAACGAGUAAAAGAAUAAACAAAAAAAAAAAAAGCUUUCUGUGGAUGGCUACUCGAUAAUUAGCGAAAAUCGAAUAUUGAAAUAGGCUGUUACAAACAAUUUUUGCGAAGUUUGCUUCCGUUUAUAGUUAGUAGAUUUGUCGACAUAAUUUCUGGCGCAACGCGAUUAGUCGUUUAGAAUAAGUGUAUAAGAGGCUUGAGUGGUGUGCAGAACUGCGUUAAACACCAACACUGAGUCCUUCAACAGUUUGCUUCCGUUCGUUGUAUGCAGUAUUAAGCUUACUUAAUCGGCACUGGCUUAUUUGUGUUUCACCAAAGAUAUUUACUACCAUAUUUACUACUCGUAUUGUGAGCAUAAAAAGUGUAUCCUUUGAAAGUGACCAUUUGGACCAUUCCUGUUAGUGUGUAAUCCAUUUGAAAAUCGUGCUUCGACGAUCUAUUUUUAGCAUUCAUCUCAACUAUUCAUGAUAACAAAAACCUUUAAAAAGCAGUGGUUUUAGCCCGAAGCAAACCUAGAGAUGUUGCGAGAGUUUUCUACUAAAUUUAUAAAAUUGCUCGCACCUGUCUAAGCUAGCGCAGGGACAGAAUAGUUACCAAGGUCAAUUAUAUUAAAACACACACACACACAUUAUACAAUACAAGAGAAUAGCAUUACAAAGAGCAAAACAACAAUAACUCAUUUGUUAGAAGUGAUUGUAUUAAUCUCAUUUUACACAGUUAGUGGUAACAGAAAACCAGCUUCGUUAGAAAAUAGGCGCAGAGUAGCAUGCCAGAGAGAAAGAGAGCUUAGGAGACAUCGUAAACCCUGUCCUCCAGCAGUUGAGAAAACGAAAAUCGUUUGUUGUAGGAUAUUAUCAAGGCUUCUUGUUCGCGUUCAAUGUAAGAUAAUCUGUCAACGUUAUUUCUGUAAACUCAUUUUUUCUCUAAGAAUAGUUUGUUCAUUGUCUUUGUUGCUUACUGUUUGAAACAGUUAAGUUUUAUUCGUUUUUUCCGCAAGAUAAAAUAUAAUUGAACACUCAUUCGACUGAUUAAAAAGUUCUGUUUGUUUGCUUAAAAAGUAAAAGCCAUGAAUUCACCUGCUAUCAAUAUCUUGAGAAGCCUUUGCCUUUGCUCUUUGGUUUACGAUACUAGAAAAAUAUCUUACGUAAUAUGUUUAUAAAAGAGAGAAUUAUUUUCAAAGCAAACUAUAAAAAAUAUAUCUUUAUUGGAAUCUACAGUAUGGUAUGACGCGUCAGCAAAAGCAAUAUCCAAAUCGUAGCAAAAAGAAAA
Molecule: messenger RNA, 5197 nt
Organism: Culex quinquefasciatus (southern house mosquito)
Lineage: Eukaryota; Metazoa; Arthropoda; Insecta; Diptera; Culicidae
Gene: sp3
Product: phosphatidylinositide phosphatase SAC2
Biological process (GO): regulation of endocytic recycling; phosphatidylinositol dephosphorylation
Cellular component (GO): early endosome; clathrin-coated endocytic vesicle
Molecular function (GO): phosphatidylinositol-4-phosphate phosphatase activity
Source: RefSeq, a predicted model, not a curated record